AUUACUUGUUUCUGUGUGAAUUUUCCAGCCUUUCCUUGGUUUUAUGAAUCCGUCUUCUGAGUAUAUAAAACAUACACAGCUGACCAUUCAUUUUGCAGAUGGCCUAGGGGGAGAUUCCUGGGAAGGUGAGUCUGCAUUUCUUCAAGGGUCUGCCCUUGUAUUGGUUAGGGUUCUCCAAAGGAAAAGAAUCAAUUAAAAAUAUAUUUAAUUAUGCAAGGGGGUUUUUAGAUAAGCUUACAGGGCCAGAAGCAGGAUGUCCACAGUGGCUGGCUGUGGGAUGGAGUGUCAGAGAAUUCUGCAGCUACUCAGUUCAGGAAGCCAAAGAACAAGAGGGAUCAAGGCCGCUACGCCAGUUGGAGACUGAAGGCCUGGAAGCUCUCUAGAGAGUCGCUGGUGGAGUCCACGUGGAGAAACUGGAGAAGCUGGAGCUUGGUGUUCACAGGUGACAGCAGUGGGAAAAGACACCCAAGCAGAACGGAGGGGAGGUUUUCAAAUGCAGGCUACUUCCUUCUCCUCUCCCUUUCAUUCCAUCAGGCUAUAAACCCAGGGUGCCACCCACAAUCACUGGGGCGGCCCCCUUGGUUUGCUGACCCACAAGCCAAUCAUCUUUGGAGAUGCCCCACUGACACGCCCAGAAGCGGUUACUAAUCUCCUAGGACUGGCUAAAUCCAGUCAAUUGCCAGAUCACAAUUAACCCACACAGCCCUUCUUCAGCAUCUCCAUCAGACCCUCCCAGCUAGUGUGGCAAUGUCUCAUUCACACCUGUCACAAGCCCCACAAUCCUACCCAUGAGAAAAACCUGUCUUUGUGCAAGUAAUUAUACUGGUUUCACUCAUAAUCACAAAAAGUAGAAGCACUAGGUGCCUGUCAACUAAUGAAUGCGGUGUCAAGUAUUCACACCAGGAAGACGACUUGGCAGUACAAAGGACACAGAGGUCUACAGCACAGAGAUAACCCCCCAAACGCUUAUGGAGACGAGCACCACUUCCGAGGGCGCGCUCCCCCGAGGCCCCGCCCCUUCCUCGUGAGCGAGCACUGAUUGGCCCGUUUGAACAGCGCCUGGCGGGAGCACGUCGGGACUCGCAGCGUCGCCGCCGGCCUUUCCGAGCGCAGCGCCUCUGCAAAGUCCGGCGUCGCCUUUUCUCGGCGUCUUUUCUCCUUGUCCGGCUGUGCCCCGCGUCUCUGGCGUGUGGGGCACACGAAACCUGCUGCCAUGGAGGCAAUGAGAGCUAAGACACCUAAGAAACCUGCAGUAAAAAAAGGAUCCCAGAAGAACCUCAAGGAGCCGGUGGGGGUGUACUGUAGGGUGCGCCCGCUGAGCCUCCCUGACCAAGAGUGCAGCUGCAUCGAGGUCAUCAGCGACACAACGGUGCAGUUCCACCCUCCCGAGGGCUACUACAAACUAAACAGAACUGGAAAUGACAAGGAGACUCAGUACUCCUUUAAGCAAGUGUUUGCUGCUCACACCAGCCAGCAGGAGCUUUUUGACAUCGUGGCGAAGCCCUUAGUAGACGACCUCAUUCAUGGCAAAAAUGGUCUUCUCUUUACAUAUGGCGUGACGGGAAGCGGGAAAACUCACACCAUGACAGGUUCUCCGGGGGAAGGAGGACUGCUUCCUCGGUGCUUGAAGAUGAUCUUCAACAGUGUAGGGCCAUUUCAGGCUAAACGCUAUGUUUUUAAAUCUAAUGAUAGGAAUAGUAUGGAAAUUCAGUGUGAAGUCGAUGCCUUAUUAGAACGUCAGAAACGAGAAGCCACACUCAACCCGAAGACACCCUCCACCAAACGACAAGUAGAUCCAGACUUUGCAGAUAUAAUAAAUGUACAAGAAUUCUGUAAAGUAGAACAAGUUGAUGAAGAUAGCGUCUAUGGUGUAUUUGUCUCUUACAUUGAAAUAUAUAAUAAUUACAUUUAUGAUCUGUUGGAAGAGGUGCCAUUUGAUCCGAUAAAGAGCAAACCGCCACAAUCUAAAAUGCUUCGGGAAGAUAAGAGCCAUAACAUAUUCGUUGCCGGGUGUACUCAAGUGGAAGUGAAAUCUACUGAAGAGGCUUUUGAAGUUUUCUGGAGAGGCCAGACAAAGAGACGCAUUGCUAACACGCACUUGAACCAUGAGUCCAGCCGUUCCCAUAGUGUGUUCAACAUUAAAUUAGUGAAGGCUCCGCUGGAUGCAGAUGGGGACAACGUCCUACAGGAAAAAGAACAAAUCACUAUAAGCCAGCUGUUCUUGGUAGAUCUUGCUGGAAGUGAAAGAACUAACCGAACCAAAGCGGAAGGGAACAGAUUACGUGAGGCAGGUAACAUUAAUCAGUCACUGAUGAAUCUGAGAACAUGUAUGGAGAUCCUGAGAGAGAACCAGAUGUACGGAACUAACAAGAUGGUUCCGUAUCGAGAUUCGAAAUUAACCCAUCUGUUCAAGAACUAUUUUGAUGGAGAAGGAAAAGUGCGUAUGAUCGUGUGUGUGAAUCCAAAGACCACCGAUUACGAAGAAAACCUGCAAGUCAUGAGAUUUGCAGAAGUGACGCAAGAGGUGGAGGUGGCCAGAGCAGUAGACAAGGCCGUGUGGGGCUUAACACCUGGGAGGCGAUUCCGAAACCAGAUCCGAGGAGGCCCAGUUGGAGAUGCCUUGGUCACCGAGGUGGGUCUACAGAGUUUUCCACCUUUGCCGCUGUGUGAGAUUUUGGACCUCAAUGAUGAGCAGACCCUUCCAAGACUGAUCGAGAGCUUGGAGAAACGACAUCACCUGCGACAAAUGAAAAUUGAUGAGUUUACCAGACAAGCUAAUACUUUCAGUGCUUUGUUACACGAAUUUGAAAGUGCUGUUAGAAAUAAAGAAAACUGUAGUCAAAGAAAACUAAACGAGAAAGAAAAGAUGAUUUCAGGACAGAAAGUGGAAAUAGAACGCCUAGAAAAGAAAAACAAGACACUGGAACACAAGGUUGAGAUUUUAGAGAAAACAACUUCUAUAUAUGAAAAAGACCGACUUAAUCUGCAACAGGAACUUGAAAACCAGAAUCAGCAACUUCAGCGACAAAUUUCUGAGCACUGCAGGUUGGAAACGAGGCUUCAAGGCGUGGUGGCCGAAAUGACAACAAAGUGGCAGAAGGAAUGCGACCGUCGCGUGGCAGCCACGCAGCUGGAAAUGCAAAACCAACUUUGGGUUAAGGAUGAAAAACUGAAACAGCUGAAAGCUAUCGUUACUGAGCCCAAAACCGAAAAGCCAGAGAGGCCCUCUCGGGAGCGGGAUCGAGAGCAGGGCCAAGAAAAAGUUACUCGCAGAUCGGCUUCUGCGUCGCCAGCUCUUUCUAGUAACUAUAUUGCUCAGAUUUCCAACGGCCAGCAACUCAUGAGUCAGCCACAUCUACGUAGGCGCUCUAACUCUUGGAGCAGCAUUUCUGUGGCUUCCUGUAUAUCGGAAUGGGAGCAGAAAAUUCCUUCGUACAACACACCUGGCAAUGUCACAUCUAUUGCAAAGCAUAGGCAGCGGGAGCCAGGACAAAGUAAAGUUUGUGCCGUGUCAGACAGAAGGCGAGGGAUGUACUGGAUGGAAGGCAGGGAGGUGGUUCCUACGUUCAGGAAUGAGAUAGACGUACAAGAGGAUCAUUGCUGCAGGAAUGCACUACCAAUUGGUGUCCGACGCAGACGAUCCCGCUCUGCAGGGGAAAGAUGGGUAGAUCAUAAGCCCGCCUCUAACGUGCACAACGAAACAGUCAUGCAGCCACAGGUGCCCCGCGCUAUCACGGUGUCUGUUCCCAGUGAAAAGGCACUAGCUAAGUGUGAGAAGUACAUGCUGACCCACCAGGAACUAGCCUCCGAUGGAGAGAUUGAGACUAAGCUAAUUAAGGGCGAUGUUUAUAAAACAAGGGGUGGCGGACAGGCUGUUCAGUUUACUGGUAUUGAGACCUUAAAACAACAGUCACCAGGCAGUAAUCGAAAGCGACGUUCAUCAUCAGCACCUGUCCAACCAGAUGGCAUGGAGUCUGAAUCGACUGACAUAGAGACACGGUGCUCCAUGGCUGUGGAGAUGAGAGCGGGGUCUCAGCUGGGACCAGGAUACCAGCACCACGCACAACCCAAGCGCAAGAAACCAUGAAUUUAUGGUCCCAGUAGCAAAAGAACAUUGUCAGUGUGUGUUGAUUUCUCCAGUGCCGCCCAGACAUCAUCUUCUGGGUCACCUUAUGCAACAUCAGGGUCCUCAGCUACCUACUACACUGGCCUAGAACAAGCUUCCUCCAUGGUUCCAAAUCUAGGGUCCAGGAGGCUUUGUGUUUUAUAGACCUUGCUGUAUUUAAUAUUAAUAGCAGAGGAAUUUCUCCUCCUUAUAUGUAUAUAUAUAUAUAUAUGAAUUAUUUUUAUAAUGCUCUUUUGUAUAUUUUUGUACACUUACAACUAUGGUAUUUUAAGCAAGUGUUUUUCUUGGUAAUUAAGGAAGAAUAUGUUAUAUCUAGAACACACUUUACUUUUUACUGUCUUUUCCAGUUCUUGUCUGAAUAUUUCUCAAACGCUGCUAUUGAUUAGCUGCAAGAAUGCACUUUAGACAUAUCUGACAAUUCAAACUUGCAAGAUAAGGAUGUCAGGAAUGGGCCAAUGAUAAAGCCCUUCUGGGAAGAUGUUGAGAAUUUUGUGUGUAUAUAUUCUUUGUGAUAUUCACAUAUACCAAAAGAAUUGAAAUUAAAAGCACUGUUGGAAAAGCA
Messenger RNA from Heterocephalus glaber (naked mole-rat), 4688 nucleotides. It is a transcript of the gene Kif23, whose product is annotated as kinesin family member 23. Gene Ontology annotation, biological process: microtubule-based movement; mitotic spindle midzone assembly. Gene Ontology annotation, cellular component: microtubule; kinesin complex; nucleus. NCBI's taxonomy places the organism in Eukaryota, Metazoa, Chordata, Mammalia, Rodentia, Bathyergidae. Gene Ontology annotation, molecular function: microtubule binding; ATP hydrolysis activity; ATP binding. The record is from RefSeq and is a predicted model, not a curated record.